AGACAAGGCAUGGCGUGGACAAAUGAGUAAUAAAAAAAGCAAGUGAAGGUAUAUGGUGCCAGAACAGAAGGCAUAGCACAACUGAACAAACAGAACUCGCUUGCUUCUUCAAACCUCUUCUCCUUUUCCAUCCACUGGAGAGAAGACAAGAGAGAGAAACACAGAUUGUUCCCUUCCCUUCCACAAAAAAACGACAAAUCCUCUUCUCCUUCUUCUCUGUCUUCUAGGGUUUCUCUUCCGCCAUUGCCGACCUCACCCGUGCCUCCUGCUUACUCUUCUCCACUGGCAUUGCUCUCUGAUCCUCUCUACUCUCCAAUCUCAUUCCUAUUCCCUAAUUUCUUCCCCUCUGUUUUAGGGUUAUCGUCGCUCUAUUGCCGAUUCCGCCAUUUCUCACUUCGACUUCGAGAUUGUUGCAGCAGGUGCAUUGUUUUUGCCUCUCAAUGGUAUGUUCCCCAGGAAGUGGGAGAAUGGAAGUCAUGGCAAGGCUUCUCGCUGCUGGGACUUUCUCUCACACUGUAGCAGAUGACUUUGCCCGUGAGAAGUUGGCUGCUGAGUAUAUUUGUAGAGAACUACGUGAGGCAGAUGAAGCAAAUUUGCUUCACGAAGAAGAAGAAUGAAGGUGCUGAUUGUCACAUGCUGAAAAUGAAUAAGUCUCUGUUUGGAAAAACUUCUCAAUAAGCACUUAUAGAAGAAGGAAAUAAGAAGAUAUGCAUGUCUAUGGUGAGAGCCCCAUGACUGAUGCCUUGCAGCUGGUAUGCUGCAACACUUGCAAGAAACCAAUCAAGGACAGUCAAUUUGCUGCUCAUGCAGAACUUUGUAGGUCAUUAAAGCUCACAGAACAGACUAUGGUGGAGCUUGACACUGGGAAUCGAAAACCUCCAAGGAAGGAAAAGAAAAAGUUAGGAGCUUCUUCUGCAAACCAAGCUUCUGCAGUUGGGGAGCAGAGAAGGUCCGAGUCUAUAGACAAUAUUGACUCUGCUUUGUCACAAUCCCACUUGAAUAGUCAAAUCAGAGUGGUUCCCUUUUCCAAUGAGGUAACAGGAUACUCAAGUUGUGUAGGUGCAGCAUUGAUCAUGGAUGGUACUGGCAUUGAUGCUGGAAAUAGAGAUCACUCAGCCUCUGUAAUGUAUCCUCCAACAAAACGUCAUAAAUUGAUAGCAAACAUACAUCUACCUGUAUUAGAAAGCCAUGGAACAGAAUCUGGAGAGACAAAAACUGUGAGUUUCACAGAUGGAAUUACUUGUAAUUUCCUGGAAAGAACUAUUUCACAACGUGGAGAUCCUAACCAUAAAAACCGUGGGCAGGUCCUUGUGCAACAUCAAGGCAUAAUGAAGAAUGAUUCUCCUGCACCCCUUGCUACGAAGAUAUAUUAUUCACAAAGGACCAAUCGACUGCGUGCCAGAAUUCGUCAUCUUUACUUCCAGGACUUAAAUGGGCAAUGUUGUACUGAUGUUGUGUGUCCAAAGACUUCACAUGCAGAGAUGGUCGCAUUCCAAGAUUCAUCUCUGAGGGACCCUUCAUUUGAUCAAAUGGACAAUGUGCAUGAGGGCCGAUUGCCUGCUCAAAAAUCUGAUCAUAUUCUUGCAAAAAGCUCAGAAAUUGGCUUGCUUAAGGCAGGGGGACUGCCAAGUAGUGGCUUGCCAAAUCAAUUUCUUGAUAAUGUUUCUAGGUCUGCAGGCACUAAUGGUGGUUUGACUAGAAGCAACUUUCUUCCAACAUCUUAUUCUUUUGUGAGCAACACAGGAAAUCCACUGGGAACAAUGCAGCAACCAAAUGGGAGUGUUCCUGUUAUUUAGUAACCUUGGUGGAAUUUUUUUGGGUAGGUGAAGGUACAGGUAACCAAUACAUGACGUUAGGAUUUAGCUCCUUUUUUGAAGCUGAUAAAGUAAAUUAUUCAAAUUGUGUAUCCUGUCAUCUGCUUUGUACAUGAAAACUUCUAUUAUAUAAUGAAUGGAAAUGAAGAAAUUGUUAGCUCUAUA
Glycine soja is the source of this 1979-nucleotide messenger RNA. RefSeq lists its product as uncharacterized. Gene Ontology annotation, cellular component: SAGA complex. The coding region runs from base 708 to 1796 and encodes 362 amino acids. The transcript has 14 exons. The record is from RefSeq and is a predicted model, not a curated record. NCBI's taxonomy places the organism in Eukaryota, Viridiplantae, Streptophyta, Magnoliopsida, Fabales, Fabaceae.